AUUAUUGCAGUUAUCUCAACCCGUCAUAUCGGACUGCGCUGUGCCAGACGACUCGACAUCAACAAGGAACUGUGAUGAUGGACACGGCACCAAGCCUCGACCCCUCGGGCCUGAGUCCCGACCCUGUUAAUUGUGCGACGGCUAUCCUUAGUGUGUCCACUCACAAUGAUAGUACUGGAGGAGGAGGAAGCAACGUUACCAUGACGAGGGAUGUUUCAUCUACCCACAGUACCGACACGCUGAACGGGUCAGGUGAUAACACACAAACUUCUAACCCUGCAUCACCCUCUUCUGCAACCACCUCGGAACUUUUAUCCGGAAAGAAUCUGACUUUUUCUCCAGAACAGGUGGCAUGUGUUUGUGAAGCCCUUCAACAAAAAGGUGAUAUUGAUAGACUGGCUAGAUUUCUUUGGUCAUUACCUCCCAGCGAACUCUUAAGAGGUAGUGAGGCCGUCCUCAAAGCAAGAGCAACUGUUGCUUUUCACAGAGGAAGCUACAGAGAACUUUAUGCAAUCUUAGAAAGUCACGAAUUCCAUGAUACCAAUCAUUCUUUUUUACAGCAACUUUGGUACAAGGCUCAUUAUAUGGAAGCUCAAAAAAUCCGCGGUCGACCACUGGGUGCUGUAGAUAAGUAUAGACUGAGAAGGAAGUAUCCUCUACCGAAAACAAUUUGGGACGGAGAGGAGACUGUAUAUUGUUUCAAGGAGAAAUCACGACAGGCUUUGAAAGAGUGUUAUAAACAAAAUAGGUACCCCACGCCAGAUGAGAAGAGAAAUUUAGCAAAAAAGACAGGCUUAACGCUGACACAAGUCAGUAACUGGUUCAAAAAUCGCCGACAGAGAGAUCGCACCCCGCAGCAACAAGCAGUAACGGGCCCGCUCGUGUUCGAGGAAAUGAGAAGAGAUCUAAUGGAUGACAGUAUGAAGCACAACAUGCACCACCACCACCACCAUGGCCACCAUCAAACACCGCAGCACCACCACCAUCAUCACCACCAGCAGAUGUGUGGCAAUGCACCGAUGAUGAUGCCACACGAGUACAGAGGAGACAUCGACAUGUCUGCUAAACUUAUCGAGGAUAUGCGCACGAAUCUCACAUCGAUGCCACUGGUGAAAAACGAGCCCAUUCCACCUCACUACCUCUGUGCACCUCCGCCGCUCGACCACCACCACCGCUUGCACCAUCCGGUACCACCUGUAUGACCACCAACUCCCGGAACCACAUGUAUGUUGUAAACACGUAAGAUAUACUAAGAUAUAGAAUUGUCCUUUAUAACAAACAUGUGCAUCCGGAGACCUACUGGACCACCCCCACAUAGCGCCGCGUGUAGUGGCACUGUACUGUCUCGACAGACUUCGCCAGUCAAUGUGUUGUACAGUACACGCGGACGGGCAGACACAUGUUUGUUUAUGGUUCGGACGUUCGGAAAGAGUGUGUGUUAACUGAAGCUUCUGUUAUGUCUGCUAUGCAGGCGUUAACGUGUUAGUUUCUGGAGUUAAAAUGAAUACAGACAGUGGAACCUUAUGUCCAGAGGACAGUUGUCCCGCUUUAGAUGUUGUUUAUUUUUUCACUGUGUUGCUAUUUCCCAGCAUAUGUUGUGCUAUGUUCGACGAUGGUGCUACAUUGGUCAUCCCCCAAAAGUUGAUUCCACGCAACAAGACGCUUCAGACUCAUUUGUUAAAAAGUUCUCAUGUCGUCUGUGGACAAUAAUUUCAUCCGACAUUGGCUUCUGAUGGAAGCUCAAGAUAGGAAACUGUAUCACUUUUAUCAGUGCAAUCCGUAUUGACAAGUUUUAUAUUAUAUUCAGUUUUUCACGGAAUGGAGUACACUAUUGACUUUGUUUGUAAAGUCGUGACCACGUGACCGGUGUCUGUAUAUUACAAAAUGGAAGCGCAGGCCACAAUAAUUUAUUGACUUAUCUGAAGAGAAAUCAAAAGUCGUUUCUGUACGUUGUACGGUGUGAUUUAUACUCAGUAAACCUUUAUAACAUGUUUAUGUCAUAUUGUCAGAUCAAAAUGUAAAUAAUAUGUGUAUUAAAUCAAAUUAUCUAAACAUA
Molecule: messenger RNA, 2056 nt
Organism: Pecten maximus
Lineage: Eukaryota; Metazoa; Mollusca; Bivalvia; Pectinida; Pectinidae
Product: homeobox protein SIX3-like
Exons: 3
Coding region: 75-1202 (375 amino acids)
Biological process (GO): regulation of transcription by RNA polymerase II
Cellular component (GO): nucleus; transcription regulator complex
Molecular function (GO): DNA-binding transcription factor activity, RNA polymerase II-specific; RNA polymerase II cis-regulatory region sequence-specific DNA binding
Source: RefSeq, a predicted model, not a curated record